AUGGAUCAGGAAAAGGGCAAGAAGGACAAGCCCAUCAUCGUCUCGAGCGACGAGGGUGCGACUCCCCCCCUCACCCCCCGAACCGCCGCGGCCGCCGGCCACCUUCGGCUUGCCCGCCUUCUCGCCGAAGGCCCCGAGGGCUGGAGGGCCGAUCUUGGUCCUCCCACCCUCGCCGAGUUCGGCCUGGCCCCUGCCCUUCCCCCGGCCCCGGCCCCGGUCUCUGCCCGCCCGCCCGCCUCCGCCCGCGCCAGCCCGGCGGCCUCGGCGGCCUCGACAACCUCCAGCUCGGCCAGCAGCUCGAUCGGGUCGGGGAGCUCGGCCUCUGUCGGCUCCUUCUUCGACGACGAGGACCCCCAAGGAAGGAUUCGGGCGCAGACAGGCAGCAAGAAGGACCACCGCCGCUGCAAGUUCAAGUACUACCAGCGCAGGCAAAGCCGGUCCAAGUACCGCAACGUAUACCGUUGCAAGGGCUAUCCCGGAAACUCCGACUGCAAGAACAUGCUCUACUGCUCUCGCGAAAGAAGAUGCCUACACAAGUCCAACUUCAAGGACAAGGACGGACGUAUCAACCUCAAGAACUGCGCAAGCUGCCGCGCCGAAACACGUACCGCCAAGAUCGAGGACAAGGGCGAGCGAGAAGCCAAGAGACGCCAGCUGGCCUCCGAAUUCAAGGCCGUUCCAUUCAAACGCGGUUCCGGUGCUGGUCGUAACGCCAAAGGCAAGAAGCGUCGCCUCGGCAAGAAGAACUACUCUGCCCGCAAGGGUAAGGCCACUGUCAAGUCCGGCCGCGGGGCUACUGCAGGCGAGACUGAGUCCGAUGUCGAGUCGGAGGAGGAAUUCCUGGGCCACGUGGACCUACCUGACGAGCGUCCUGGCUUGAGAAAGCGUCGCCGCAAGGAUGAGUCUGACGAUGACGACGACAACUACGGCGCCAACGGAAAGGGCGGCUUUUCGGGAGUUGGUGGAGGCAACGGUGCGAUCCCUGUGAUUGCCCAUUGA
Colletotrichum abscissum is the source of this 999-nucleotide messenger RNA. RefSeq lists its product as uncharacterized. Lineage: Eukaryota; Fungi; Ascomycota; Sordariomycetes; Glomerellales; Glomerellaceae. The transcript is spliced from 2 exons. Bases 1 to 999 code for a protein of 332 amino acids. The record is from RefSeq and is a predicted model, not a curated record.